GUUCAAAGCAAAAUAAUAUAAAAUUCUGACACCAUAAAAAACAUAACGCGUCGCUUUACUCUAAUUUACUUUCCGCUCAGACAGCUCGGUAGUAAAUUUUUAAUUACAACCGAGUUAAUCCGCAAUUGACUGCGAAACGUAUCGAAAGAGCUGCUCGGCGCGGAAUCGUGAAAAUAAUUGUAUAAUAAAUAUAAUAUAAAAACGCGCAUUAGCGGGUCUGAGUUGUUGUUCUUUACGUUUGCGGUUCACCUUCGUGCUUUCGCGUAAGUGGGCGACACAGGAACGCCAACUACCGACAAAUUCGCUGACAAUAAGUGCAAUUAAGGAAUUUUGGCGUUUAAUAAUAGAUAAUUGUGCAAUAAUUAAAAGUAAAUGUUUGGAAGGUGUAAUUUUGCUUUAUUAAAUAAAUAUUCUAUUGUUUGCAAAACUUUUUAUAAGCCGCACUUAAGCACAGCAGCACAUCUGUCUGCCGAUUCAGCAGCGUUAGGCAAGAGCCGUCAACCACACAAACUACUAAUUCUGCUCGCCAAAAAAUUACGACGAAAUACCAAUUGUGAUAUCGAAUACAGAGUCAAUAAGAAAUAAGCGCAAAAAUGCAUCAAUUCAAAUUAACCGAAAUGAAAACGAAUCUGCUCUACGCGCCCGAGUCAUACGCGCUGGCGCAUGCCGUCUCCGCCGAUCUGAACACGAUGAAGGGCACACUCGCUUGGCAAUUUGCCGUGAUUUUCGGCAACUUCGAGGAGCUCAGCAAGCAGCCGAUAACCGUGGGCAAUGUCGCCGUUAUGGAGCACCAGUCGCGUUUCAUUUACUUUCUGGUGACAAAGGAAAAUGUCUACGAGACCACAACAUACAACACAUUGCAUGCGGCCUUGAUUUGUAUGCGCGAACAUAUGCGCAUACACGAGAUCACAAAAAUCGCCAUGCCGCGCAUAUGCUGUGGCACGGACGGCUUGGAGUGGCGACGUGUCAAGCAGUUAAUACGCACCGUAUUCGCCAGAGAGACCAACGUGGAAAUACUGGUUUGCAGCUACAAUCAAACGGUGACAAUACCGCCAAAAUGCCAAAUUGUCGAAGAGAAGGGCAACAUCUUAAGCGCGCCGCAGGACUUCUCGCUGGUGCACUCGACCAGCGCCGACUUUGCCAUGUCCAGCGGCAUAGGCUUGCACUUCAAAUGCAAAUUUGGACAGAUCAAUGAGUUACAAAAACAAAAUAAACAUGUUGGCAAUGUGGCGGUGUUGAAGGACAACAACCGUUAUAUCUACAAUUUAAUAACCAAGGAACGUAGUCAUGAGAAGUGCACUUACCCGGCGCUUUACUAUGCGCUGAUGGCAAUGCGCGAGCAUGUGGAGCAAAACAAUGUGACCAAGCUGGCUAUACACAGAUUCGGUGGCGACAUCGAUCGCUUGAGUUGGUUGCGUGUUAAGAACAUUGUGGAAUUCGUAUUUUGCAAUAAUGCCGUGGAAAUCAUUGCAUACGUCUAUGAUCCACCAGAGGUAGUACGCAGACGCUCACGUGAUUCACGCUCACGCUCGCGCACUUUGGAGUCCAUGGUUAAUCGCAUGUCGCUUUCACGAGACUUUCCUUGAAUGAAAUGGGAGUUGAAGCAGGCGAAGAUUUUAAGUUAAAAUGUGAAAAGUGUUUUUUUUUUACACCCACACAGAGACACAGUUAAUUUAUUAAUAUUUUACACAUACACCACAUAUUUAUAACCUUAAUUUUAAGUUUAUUAUCUACACUGAAAGCGGUGUUCCAGAAGGAUAAACAUUGAAAGUGUUUUCUUGUUUGUGGAAGAAAAGUAACGUUGGAGUAGAGUAAAGUGUAUUUGUGUUUAAAAAAAAAGUUAAAA
Molecule: messenger RNA, 1846 nt
Organism: Bactrocera dorsalis (oriental fruit fly)
Lineage: Eukaryota; Metazoa; Arthropoda; Insecta; Diptera; Tephritidae
Product: ADP-ribose glycohydrolase OARD1
Exons: 5
Coding region: 594-1586 (330 amino acids)
Biological process (GO): peptidyl-glutamate ADP-deribosylation
Source: RefSeq, a predicted model, not a curated record